Messenger RNA from Penicillium salamii, 2997 nucleotides. The record is from the annotation of a GenBank genome assembly. NCBI's taxonomy places the organism in Eukaryota, Fungi, Ascomycota, Eurotiomycetes, Eurotiales, Aspergillaceae.
AUGCGCCCUCGAUUGCCCUCACACUUGGCCCUUGGUGCAGGCCUCAAUGUGCCUCUGUCAAUACGAUCACCCUAUAACUGUCACAUCCACCGUACCAUUUGCCAUCAUGCGCGUCGAACCUCGAUACACCGCGUGUCCUCCAAGAUCCACAUACGAGGCGCCAAGACGAAGACAACAGUCAAAUUGAAAGACCUACCUCAAGGUGUUUUGAAACUAAAACCUUACGAUGACCACGCGGAGGACACUCCCCGGUACCCGACAGUGGUACAGGGCCAUCGAAACAAUAUGCAGACGUUCCAGAAUUGCGUCGUGUUGACUCGGGUGGGGGGCUUUUAUGAGCUAUACUUCGAGCAAGCAGAGGAACUGGCGCCGUUACUCGGCAUCAAGCUUGCAACGAAAAAGACCAACGGUGGGCCAGUGCCUAUGGCCGGUUUCCCCUUCUUUCAAUUGGAUCGUUUUCUCAAAAUGCUUGUUCAAGAUCUGAGCAAGUACGUGGCUAUCAGUGAAGAAUUUGCCAUAAAUGCGGAUGACAAGUUAAGCUCGGGUGGCCUUUUGUUUGACCGAAAGGUAGCUAGAAUCAUCACUCCUGGCACGCUGAUCGAUGAAAAGUUCAUUGAUCCCUCCGAGCACAACUUCCUGCUGGCGAUCUACUUCGAUAUUCCGGCGUUGGAAGCUCAGUUGAAACUGCAUGCUGAGCAGGAUGGAGAAUCGUCCAAGCAACAUGUGCUAUCUUCGGUACCCCAGCAAGUAGGGUUAUCAUGGCUAGAUCUCUCGACGGGUGAUUUCUUCACCCAGCUCACGACGACUCAAAUGUUGCCGUCUGCGAUUGCUCGUAUCGGAGCUCGUGAGAUCUUGGUGGAUCGAAAUGUACAGGAUAUCAUUGGCCACGAACUACAGAUGUUGGUUGGACAUGAUCACCGACUGGUCACUUUCUUCCAAUUUCCCGAAGUAAUUGAUCCAGUAUCGGAAUGGGGAUCAAUGCUCGAGUCUCCUGUCCCAGCACACUCACGCGCUUUGUUUACUCCCAAAGAAGUCGCAGCUGGUUUCAGCCUGCUCGAGUACACCCGUGUGCAAUUACAAGGAAUUAAUAUAAAGCUUCAGCCUCCACUCCGGAAACAUCCACAGGAGUCGAUGAGUAUUGAUCGCAAUAGUUUAAGUGGCCUCGAAAUCUUGGAAACUGCGAGAGACGGAUUUGGCAAAGGAAGUCUCCUCCAUGCUGUCCGGAGGACAUCGACCAAAAGCGGAGCAAGACUUUUACGAGACCGGCUGACUUCGCCGUCCACGUCAUUGCAGGUCAUUAAUGAUCGCCUGGAACUCGUUGCAAUCUUCAUCGAACAUGUAGAGCUUCGAGACAGUAUCAUUCAACUCCUCAAACGCAGCUAUGAUUCCCAGCGCUUGGUUCAAAAGUUCGCCUUCGGUAAAGGCGACCCAGACGAUCUGAUAUGUUUGUCCAGGGCCAUCGAAGCGUCGAAGGAAGUGAAACAAGUCCUUUCGAGCCACAGCCGAUUGGUAUCCUCAACAAAUACACCUGACUCCAAGCACAGCAUCUCCUCUAUGAUCUCACGUCUGUAUCUUGAUGGUCCCUCUGCCUUGGCAGAUAAGAUCGUCGCGGCGAUUGACGAAGAAGGAUUACUACAAAAGCAGCGGAUCGAAGAUAGUACUGCUGCAGAGGCUGCCAGUCUGGCAGAAAAGGUCACACUAGAUGAAGGCACACCGGGUGAUCUCGAAGCACUUCCCAAAAAGGUCCGUGGAAAGAAAGCUGACCGAGCUGCUGUUGCCGACAUUGACAGUGGUCCACCUGAUACGUGGAUCAUGAGACGUAAUGCAAGUCCAAGUCUGAAUGGUCUUCACACGAAAUUGGAAGACCUGAGCGAGCAAAAGAUAGCCCUUACCCAACGGCUCCGCGAGUCAGUUGAUUCCACGGCCCUGAGCCUGAAAUGGACACCAGGGUUGGGUCACAUUUGCCAUGUUAAGGGAGCCAAAAUCUCGCAGCAAGCUUUAGAAGAAUUGGGAGUCACUCGAAAUGUUUCAUCCACCAAAUCCACGCGCUCGUUCUACCUACCCGCCUGGACUGAACUUGGAGUCAAAAUGGACCACGCCAAAAUACAGAUUCGUCAGGAAGAACAAGCCAUCUUUGAAAGUCUUCGCCGUGAAGUGAUCCUCAACUUGGUCAAGAUCCGCCGAAAUGCAGCCGUCAUGGAUGAACUAGACGUUGCCUGUUCAUUCGCUCUUCUAGCACAAGAGCAACAAAUGGUGCGCCCAAUCCUGAACGAUGGCACCCAGCACAAGAUCGUGGGUGGAAGGCAUCCUACGGUCAAGCUAGGACUUGAAGAGCAAGGACGCUCAUUCGUGAGCAACGAUUGCUUCCUUGGUGACUCUCAGCGAAUCUGGCUUAUCACCGGGCCAAACAUGGCUGGCAAAAGCACCUUCUUACGACAAAAUGCGUUGAUCACCAUCCUCGCGCAAGUGGGAUCCUUUGUGCCUGCGGCUUAUGCCGAGAUCGGUAUUGUCGACCAAAUUUUCAGCCGCAUUGGCGCGGCCGACGACCUUUUCCGUGACCAGUCCACGUUCAUGGUAGAAAUGCUGGAAACCGCCACUAUCCUCAAACAGGCCACACACAAAUCUUUCGUGAUCAUGGAUGAAGUCGGCCGUGGCACAACGCCCGAGGAUGGUACUGCCGUUAGCUUUGCUUGCCUUCACCAUUUGCACUAUCACAAUCAGUCGCGCGUGCUCUUCGCGACCCAUUUCCACGGGCUAGCGGACAUGACAGAAAAGUUCGAGAAAUUGGAACGAUACUGUACUGAUGUCAAAGAUCUACCUUCGGGUGCUUUCUCCUUCGUUCACAGGCUGCAGAAGGGUGUCAAUCGCCAGUCUCAUGCUUUGAAGGUUGCUCAGCUGGCUGGGUUGCCCACGGAAACUCUUAAGCUAGCCCAGCAAGUUCGGGAUCAGAUGCGCGGCGAGAUGUCACCUCGAGUACCUGAUGAAGCAGCACUCUAA